GGCCGGUACGGAACUCAAGGAAUUGUUGUUUUUCUUUUCUCUCCUUCGGUCUACGUUGGGAUUCUCCCGCCAUUCCCAUUCCCCCGACUCCUGGUCUUGGCUCUCACCCCUGUCUUGCAACAUACGGCUGCCACUGGACUUCUGUCUCGCAAUAAAAGAUUGGAUCGAAUGCUAUUUGUGUAAGGGGGCGAAAGGUCAAAAGAAGAAAGGGUUCGACUAUGGGAGGCAGGGCGAGCUUGGCAGAUCUGGAGGAAUCUGCAUCCUGGAAUGCUCCGAUCGUUGAACAAUGAUAUGCCGUCGGAGUCAUCCAUGGUACCAACCAUCCCGGGUUGUCAUUAUUCGGAAGCUUCGUGCGAUAGUGGCAAAAGUACCACCCUUACGCCCUCCCUGGGUCAAUUACGGGGGUGCGGAGUAUGGCAGUAUGGGAGUUCUGGGGGAACAACCGGCAACCCAGAGCCGCCAGCAGAGAAAGGGGGAGACCGGCAUAACCUAUCGGCGAAUUUUGAGGCCACCGACAUUUGGGAUUAUGAAUGAUGAACCCUCUCAUGUGCCAUACUUGCUUAUUCUCAAACCCGCCCAAAGCGUGGGGAAGAUCACCGGCGCACUGGGGAGAAAAUCUAGAAGGAUGAAUGACCCCAUGAAAAUCGGGGCCGACGCAGCAAGGAAUACCCGGAAAAGGGCAGCCCUUCAAGUCCCGGAUCCCACCAAAAGUACUGUAUUCUUAUCUUGCUGCAGGAUGGGGUCGCGGAUGCCGUGGGGACGGUUCCAUGCUGCGAGGGCAGAUUAAUUACACCACCACUUCGAUGCCGAGACCGUUAUUGGAGGGUUCCAUUCCAUGGAAGCCUUCGGAGCUACAAGCCGGGGAGAGCUCUACCCUGCUUUUUGCACGCUACCUCUUGCACCACCAUUACCCAUCGUUCUCUGAUUAGAACGGCUUAGACAUCCGAGGAUUCAUUUUCCGUAGAAACAGUCC
Molecule: messenger RNA, 973 nt
Organism: Aspergillus eucalypticola CBS 122712
Lineage: Eukaryota; Fungi; Ascomycota; Eurotiomycetes; Eurotiales; Aspergillaceae
Exons: 1
Coding region: 287-787 (166 amino acids)
Source: RefSeq, a predicted model, not a curated record